Molecule: messenger RNA, 2230 nt
Organism: Prosopis cineraria
Lineage: Eukaryota; Viridiplantae; Streptophyta; Magnoliopsida; Fabales; Fabaceae
Exons: 1
Coding region: 787-2109 (440 amino acids)
Biological process (GO): ubiquitin-dependent protein catabolic process
Cellular component (GO): endoplasmic reticulum
Molecular function (GO): ubiquitin protein ligase activity; ubiquitin-like protein conjugating enzyme binding
Source: RefSeq, a predicted model, not a curated record
UCCCUUACCACCUCUUUCCUCUCUUCCCCCGAGCCCCCUCUACCCCCGCGUGGUUUCUUUCAUUCUGCACUCUCAUCUUCUAAACCCUCUUCCUCUCUUCCCUCAUCAGAUCGCCGAGCCGCGGAGAGACAUAAUGCUCGACUCUACUCGGACCUAUCUAGACUCCGGUCUCCUCCCCCUCCCCUCCUCACCAUUGGAGUAGGUCCGAGCUGAUCGUCACCGCCGCCCAGGUUUUAUCUCUCCCUCCCAAUUGUUGUACCUAUCCCUUUCUUCCUCCUUCUCCCCUCUUUCCAGCAAUAAAAAUUCCCGUCUUUGUUCUCUUUUCAAUGCUUCUGAUAUACCUAAACCCGUAUUAGCGAAACCCGCUUCCGUGACUCUCCGCAUGGCUUCAUUACCCUUUCAAGGAUUUCAUCCGAUGGCCUCCAAUACGAGUUUCCUGUAAUUGGGUUCAAUUGGAGCAAUUGGCUGUGGAGUUUCAUUUCAAUUACGGUCAACCUUAGGUGUUGGAUCUGAGUUCGUUCGUGUCUGUGCGGGAUUUAGGGUUUUGACCAACCUUGUUGCGAAUUUUGGCUAUUUUCUUUUCUGGCUGUUGACACCAAUUGAGGGUUUCUCCGACCUUUUUCUUCCCCCCCCCCCCCCCAAUUUGUAAUAAAGUUGAGGUUUCGCAAUUUAAUUCUCCUUUCUUAAAAUUUUCUCUGGUAGUUUCAUUUCGUUAAUCUUCCUGACACCGUUUGUCGGAAUUUGUAAUAAAGUAAGCUUUUUUAUACCCUGGUCAUUGAAAUUGGAAUGGGGGAAGAGACAUCGGAUGUGAUGAACCUUGAUCUGAAUCUGGGUCCUGAUCCAGAGCCAGCAUCUGGCUCCAUAACCAAUCAAUCCGUGAGCUUAGAGGAUUGGAUUGAAGAGCCUCUUCACAGGGUUAGCGACGCGGUUAGGCAUAGGACUCGACAGAGGUGGAGAUGGCGGCAUCUUCACAUUAACCCUCCCGAACCCCAUCGUGGCUUUCUUAUUUCACCUGAGGCACACCGGGAAUACUUAUUUCACCUGAAGCCCAAAAUCUCAAUGGAAUUGAAUCAUUUGUUGGUCAACCCUGGUAAUGGCAGUGCGUUACAGGCUGGGGAAGGUAGCGUGGCAGCUGAAGAAAGAACAGAGCUGGCAACAAAAGCUUGUGAAACAAACAAUGGUGCUACGGAGGAUGAAGCAUCAGACAAGAAGGAUGAUGUUGAGAAAGGUAGUAGCAAUGACGGGAGCUUUUUUGAUUGUAAUAUCUGUUUGGACCUGGCUAGAGAUCCUGUUGUGACUUGCUGUGGCCAUUUGUUUUGCUGGCCAUGCCUCUAUCGGUGGCUACAUGACCAUUCAGAUGCUAAGGAAUGUCCAGUUUGCAAGGGAGAGGUAACAUUUAAAAAUGUUACGCCAAUAUAUGGUCGUGGAAACAAUGUCCGUGAACCUGAAGAAGAUCCUUCUCUUAAGGUCCCUCUUAGACCCCAUGCUAGGCGUGUUGAAAGUCUGAGACAAACCAUUCAUCGUAAUGCAUUUGCAUUGCCAGUUGAAGAGAUGAUUCGGCGUCUUGGAAGUCGAAUUGAUCCCUCUCGAGAUGUAGGCCAGCCACAUGAGCCUGACAUUGCCCGAGAAGCAGCUGACAGAACCACAGCCUUGUUAAAUAGAUUUUUGACCUCUCGGGCAUUAAGGAGAGAGCAUAUUCAUGGGGCAACCGCAGAUGAUGUAGCGGACUUAACACAAAACAACACUGGCGGCCCUGAGGUGGGGGAUAACCGCAGGGUUCAAUCCCUUUUGCUUCGAAGACAAUCAAAUAGAACAACACUUUCUUCUCUUUCAUCAGCUCUGAGUUCUGCUGAGAGAUUUUUUGACGCAUACAUCCGUGGCCAUCCCAUAGGUAGAAACCAAGAGCAGCCUCCACCAGUCGAUGACAGAGAUUCCUUUUCAAGUGUUGCUGCUGUUAUAAACUCGGAGAGUCAAGUAGACACUGCUGUAGAAAUUGAUUCCAUGGUUUCCUUAUCGACAUCCUCUUCCAGGAGGAGAAAUGAUGCAUCUCGAGUUUCUGAUGUGGAUAGUGGAGAUUCUCGAGCUCCCAGGCGAAGACGUUUGAACUGACAAAAAUCUUUUUGAUCAAGUUAUUAUCCUUUCUUUACUGCAUAAAUUUAUAAUAUUCCAACAGCUAUGUAAGUGCCUUUAUAUGGCUUUAUAUUAAUGAAGCAUUCUCCUUUUACUUCCA